Messenger RNA from Staurois parvus, 1155 nucleotides. The record is from the annotation of a GenBank genome assembly. Lineage: Eukaryota; Metazoa; Chordata; Amphibia; Anura; Ranidae.
AUGUUAUCUUAUAUUAUUUGUUUGCUUUCUCAUUGCACACAGUCAACAUAUAACAGAGAAGUCACCAGAAUCUUUUUUCUGGGAUUCCAGAACCAUGAAAUAGUAAGUCUUUUGCUCUUCCCAUUUUUCCUUAUUAUAUACUGUGUGACAAUAUGUGGAAACCUCUUGAUCAUUGCACUGGUGUCCUACAGUAAGGUCCUCCACUCUCCAAUGUACUUCUUCCUCUCCCAACUUUCUAUAAGUGACAUAAUUUUGUCCACAGACAUUUCCCCUAACAUGUUAAGCAUUGUACUACAUGAGGGAACCUCCAUAUCUCUUUCUGGCUGCAUGAUUCAGUAUUAUUUCUUUGGCUUCUCAGAAGCAUCUGAAUGUUUCCUUCUAAUGGUGAUGUCCUACGACCGCUAUCUAGCCAUCUGUUCUCCUCUUCAUUAUGCCUCCAUUAUGAACCAUGUGCUUUGUAUUAAAUUAGUUAUUGUAUCUUGGCUGUUCAGCUGUUCUGUAGCUCUAAUGCUAACUCUUAGUAUGUGCCAACUACAAUUUUGUGGGCCAAACACGAUCGACCAUUUCCUUUGUGAUUAUGAUCCUCUGGUAGAACUUUCUUGUUCAGAUAUAUCCAUAAUUCAAAUGGAGGUCACGGUUUUGAGCAUUCCUGUGUUGGUGGCACCAUUCAUUGUAAUAGUAGUUUCAUAUACAUGCAUUGUUUUAGCCAUAUUAAAGAUAUCCUCCUCUUCGGGAAGAGUGAAAACCUUUUCUACUUGCAGUUCCCAUCUGACAGUGGUGUCUAUAUUUUAUGGGACUCUAAUCACCAUGUAUAUGAUUCCAAAAAGAGGACAAUCACAAAUUAUCAGCAAGACCCUAGCUUUAUUAUACACUGUAUUUACUCCCUUCCUAAAUCCUUUCAUCUAUAGUCUGAGGAAUAAAGAUAUCAAGCAAGCUUUGAGAAAUGUUUUGUAUAAUAAAAGGAUUUAUAUAUUAUUAGUAUACAGGCUUUAUAUAUUAUUAUUAUACAGGAUUUAUAUAUUAUUAUUAUACAGGCUUUAUAUAAUAUUAUUAUACAGGAUUUAUAUAUAUUAUUAUUAUACAGGAUUUAUAUAUUAUUAUUAUUAUACAGGAUUUUAUAUAUUAUUAUUAUACAGGAUUUAUAUAUUAUUAUAA